Schistosoma spindalis is the source of this 1235-nucleotide messenger RNA. NCBI's taxonomy places the organism in Eukaryota, Metazoa, Platyhelminthes, Trematoda, Strigeidida, Schistosomatidae. The record is from the annotation of a GenBank genome assembly.
GGAAGCAUUUUCUAUUCCGUCCGGGACCAUUUGAAACUAUCUGAACAUAAUUUUAGUGUAAAACUCUUGAAAUGUUGCGUUACACAUGUUUUGUGUUCAGUUCGUUUAGGCAGAAUUAAUAUGCACUAGUGAUUGGAUCUUCAAGGCACUGUAAACCCCAAGAAUUGUUAUAGGCCACCUGUCCUUUUAUUCCUACUGCUCAAGACUUCCCUUCUGUCCUUCUUAAGUUCUACUGUAAAUGGAUUUACCUGCUGUGUUCAAGUCUACUUUAGAGCUUCCUGUCGCUGGAUUUACUGUCACUGUUGUCCAGAUAGAGUUUUCUGAUCACUUAAUGGUACUCAUUUCACGCAACGGAAUGAUUGGGGAUAUUGUGUUGUCCCAGAAAAGCAAUCUACCGACAGUAAAUGGUCAUGUUUCUCAUGAUCUUGAUACUCGGACUCUGUUCGGUCCUGACAAAAGUUUAAAGCGUCUGGUACUAUAUUGUAGUACACUUCAUCACAUGUUUUGCUCAUAUCUUUAAAAAGCUAGGAGCUAAUACGCUUCCAAAAUAGACACAAUUGAAAAAACAAAUCAAUCAAAUAAACAUCGGGAUUUCCUUGCUAAGAUUGACCUUGUCAUAUCUCUUUUCAUCUCUAUCAUCUUAUGAUUUAAUACAAUUUAUAAUUGGACGAGUAAAACGAUUGGAUACAGAUGUGUAUUUCAGUCGGAAUUUUAGUUUCAGAAACCUCACUAUAUAUAAAUGUACUGGGUUGUUGCUUUAGUGAAUAUUUUAUGGUUUCAAAAAGCAAUCUAACGUCUGUAGAUAAAACUGUUACUUGCUUUCAAUGUAAGUUCAUGUGAAAAUAAUGUGGGUCAAAUAAAAUUACACUUGUUACACACUAGCUCAAAAUUAUGCUUGCUUUUCAUUGUACCUACUUUCAACUGUAUAAAGCCGAAAAUUUUGAUAAAUUACGGAUUUCAUGUAUGCCUCAUUUCAGUUUUGCUCACCGAUAUACAAUCUAUUUUUGUGCAAUGCAUCAAUUGUCCUUUGACAUUUAAUUGUUUGUAAGCUACCUAACAAUUCUAUCUUAUUCUCCUUUACAGUUGAAUACUUGUCUUAUCACCAGGCUGAUAACUAGAAUUUUGGAUACUUCAAAAACAAUACUUGUUAGUACUGAUUUCAAAGAAGACAUUUGUUUUAGUGAUACUCAACUAAUUUGUGAUGUCUUGAAAAAUAUAAGAUCGACAUAGCAUAA